Engraulis encrasicolus (European anchovy) is the source of this 12842-nucleotide messenger RNA. It is a transcript of the gene dnah6, whose product is annotated as dynein, axonemal, heavy chain 6. Gene Ontology annotation, biological process: microtubule-based movement. Bases 178 to 12681 code for a protein of 4167 amino acids. The record is from RefSeq and is a predicted model, not a curated record. The transcript is spliced from 80 exons. Gene Ontology annotation, cellular component: dynein complex. NCBI's taxonomy places the organism in Eukaryota, Metazoa, Chordata, Actinopteri, Clupeiformes, Engraulidae. Gene Ontology annotation, molecular function: dynein light intermediate chain binding; ATP hydrolysis activity; minus-end-directed microtubule motor activity.
AUGCUAACCAAGAUAAUUAAUUAGACGUCAUUCACAAUACCGAGCAAUGCAAGAAAAUUGGUCGUGUCAUUUUUAGAUGAAUAUCAUAUUUUGUGUUUGUGGGGACAGACGGCUGAGGCUCCACUUCAUGUUAUCCACCGACAAAAUAUAAUAGGGAGACCAGGAAGGAGUGCGACCAUGUCGCUGUCCCAGGGCGGUUCUGCAAGACGUCCCCAUGCCCCUGGUUUGGAAGAUGCCCAAGGUCUGCGGCCACCAGUCGGCCUUGUGGACACAGAGCGCUUGAUGUCGAGGCUCAUAUCGGUGGCUCCGAGCCAGGCACAACGCGAUCCAGAUGCCCUGGUAUUCACACACAGCACCAAGGGACAGGAGCGACGGAAGGCUGCACAAAGACCACAGCAGCUGGAGAUAUUGCCUGUUUUGAAAAGGUAUCAGGAACGGAACCAGCCACAAUAUGUGCACAAGAAGGCCCGCGAGAGACUGCUCAGCUCUGGCUGGAGGCCUGCUGUCAGCCCCUCCAUCGGAGAAGACCUCACCUCCCAGCUGGAGAGGAAGACAGUCUCAUCAGCGGUGCGCCUUCCAGAGUUGCCCGAGCAUGUCAAAGAGAAGCAGACUCAGCUGGGCAGCGUGCUCCUCCCUACGCCCCCUCCUCCAAGAGGGCAGCAGCAGACCCCCUCCUCUUCUGCCAAGGGGGGCGCCACCACCACCACCACCACCAGGGCUCUGUCCGCGGCGCUGCCCAGCCCGACGGCACCGGCGCCGCCGCUGUCCAAGCUGCUGCUCUUCAGCUCGGUGGAGGAGGUGGUGCGGGCGCGGCUCAGCUCCCCGCCGGAGAUCGUGCGCACCAUCCAGAACAACCCGCACCUGGGCUUCCUCUACAUGACCACCACCGAGCCCCGCUCCUCCGUGCACUAUGACCCCUACAGCCUCAAAAUCGUGACGUACAAGAGCAUCAACAAGCAGGACUACUACACCAUCAGCCAGCACGGUGUGACGUACACGUGCGAGGGCGAGGUGGACUUUAUGCCACUGUCGCGCUGGGAGUACGAGUACCGCUGCCACCGCCGCCUCCAGCGUAUACCCACCUUCGCCCACUUCCGCCACUGGCGCUCUUUCAGCGUCUGGCGCAAGAACGUGCGCUAUCGCAAGAUCAACCUGUGCAAGCGCGCGCUGCAGGAGAAGCUCUUUAUAGUCGACGAGUCACUGCGGCCAGCGUUGAUUGACAUAAGGGAGAUGUGCUACCGCAUUAGUGACAUGGGGCUGUGUCGCAUCGAGACCAACCGCACCUACUCCCUCAACAACUUCAAGGAGGACCAGUACAAGCAGCUCAAAGAGGUGAGCUCUCGUCUGGCCGAGUUCAGGGAGCUGGUGAAGGAGGUGGCCCGCACUGCCUGCCGCACGGCCAUGCUGGAGGCCGGCUACACACCUGACUAUGAGUCAGACAUAGGGGAGAGUGUGGAGGCAAAGAUGGCUGCUGAGUUGGGGCUGUAUGACGACGGCCCAGACAUGAUGAGCUACACAGAGCAGGCAAAGAAGCGAUACCACUGCAGCCGACUUACCUGCUUCAUCCGGCUGGCAGACUACCUGAUCGUGAACACGCUGCACAUCCUGGUGGUGCAGUCGGUGGAGAAGCUGCUGGGGGGGCUGAGGAAGCAGAUCGAGAAGACCCCGACCCAGGAGCUCAUCCUCAGCUGGGCCAGCGCACCAGAGCCCAGCCCCCCUACCGACAAGAAGGCCAGUGUGUCGGAGCUGACUCAAGGAGAGGCUCAACUUCAGCCCAUGUUCAUCACAGAGCUCAUGCUACUGACUGAGGCACUGUGCUACGAACCAUCUGUGGAUGAUUUUGAGGCGUGUGUGACAGACAUAAUCAGUAGCUUCCAGAGCACUGUGCUGUCUUUAGACUGCCUGGUACCUGACUCCUACUUCAACGCUUUCACACAACCCAGGAUCAACAACAAGGCUGAAGAGAAAACGUGUGGGGAUGGCCCAAGUCUGGAGGGAAUCCUUGAAAAUGAUGAACACCUGAAGGACAUCGUGGACAACAUCAAGGAAUGUCUGGACUUUGCCUUCAACACGGCCAAUACCUACGCGGGCACAUUUGAGCCGUUCCGCGUCUUCUACAAGGACAACGAACACCUGGACCUGGUCAAACUGAGCAUGCAACAGCACGAUGUGGCGUUCUUUGCGGAGCACCUGAUGAAGUACCACACUGAGCACCAACAGGCGCUGGCCAUCAAGCAGAAGAGGAACCUGGGCAUGCUGCUAGUGGACACCACCCAGCUCAAGGCCACCCUCAUACCCUCCCCACUGCGCUGUCUGGAGGCCAUCAACGAUAUGCUGCCGUUGCUGUCCAAGGAGAAGAUGGACGCCAUCAUUGCGGAGGUGCAGGACGGCCAGUUCAGGCUGGAGCUCACACCCUCAUCCACCAUCGAAUACGUCAACGCACUCACCUUCCUCGAGGAGAUCCAGGAGAGGAUCGAGGUUCUGGAGUCGCAGACGGCGACGGUGGCCGAGAUGUACAAGCUGAUCGAACAGUACAACGUGCCGACGCCGCCCGAAGACUUUGCCGUCUACGCCACGCUGCAGCCCUCCAUCACGGCCGUGCGCAACGCCAUCGACAAGGGCGUGGGCGAGCGCGACGCCAACAUCGACCGCUUCUGCCAGCACCUGCAGCAUGACAUCAGCAACCUCAACCAGGAGGUCAACAGGGUCAAACAGCAGGCACAGGACCGCAGCAUCUUGGACAUCAACGCCAACAAGGAGAAGGUGCGGCUGGUGCUGGGGGAGAUCCAGAUCUCCUUGGACGAGCUGCAGGGCAUCUCCUUCCAGUACAAGUCCUACCAGAAGAACUUCAAGGUGGAGGUGACCAAGUUUGAGGCUCUGGAGGAGCUGAGUGCGGAGAUGAAGCUGAAGAAGCUGCUGUGGGACGCCCUGGAGGAGUGGCAAGCUCUGGAGGAGGAGUGGAUGGAGUGCAAGUUUGAGGAGCUGGACCCCGAGGUGCUGAGCUCCCAGGUGGCCAAGUACAGCAAGUACGUGAUGCAGCUGGAGAAGGGCCUGCCCCCUAACACUGUCGUGCCCCAGCUCAAACGCCACGUGGAGGACCUCCGGGAGAAGCUGCCCCUGAUCACCAACCUGCGUAACCCGGCGAUGAAGAUGCGCCACUGGGAGAUCCUGGAGGCCAUCGUGGGCAGCAGUCUCCUGGAGGAGCCCCUCACCCUCUCCCGCCUGCAGCAGCUGGACAUCUUCCGCUUUGACGCAGAGAUACAGGAGGUGUCAGGCCAGGCCUCUGGAGAGGCAUCACUGGAGUCCAUUCUCAAAAAGGUGGAGGACUCUUGGAAGACCACAGAGUUUGUUGUUCUCUCUCACCGUGACUCCAAGGAUGUCUUUAUCCUUGGUGGCACAGAUGACAUUCAGGUGAACCUGGAUGACAGCAUUAUAAACGUAGCCACGGUGGCCUCCUCUCGCUACGUGGGGCCCAUCAAGGCCAGAGUGGACGAGUGGCAGAGACAGCUGGCCCUCUUCAACCACACCCUGGACGAGUGGUUGACGUGUCAGCGUAGCUGGCUGUACCUGGAGAGCAUCUUCAGCGCUCCUGACAUCCAGCGGCAGCUGCCCUCAGAGGCCAAGAUGUUCCUGCAGGUGGACAAGUCCUGGAAGGAGAUCAUGCGGAAAGUGAACCGCCUGCCCAACGCACUGAGAGCCGGAACGCAGCCAGGGCUGCUGGAGAUCUUCCAGAACAAUAAUGCCCUGCUGGAGCAGAUCCAGAAGUGUCUGGAGGCCUACCUGGAGUCCAAGAGGGUCAUCUUCCCCAGGUUCUACUUCCUGUCCAACGACGAGCUGCUGGAGAUCCUGGCCCAGACGCGGAACCCGCAGGCCGUGCAGCCGCACCUCCGCAAGUGCUUCGAUGCCAUCGCACGCCUGGAGUUCGCCCUGCUGCCACCAGGGGACUCAGCCGCGCCCGAGGGCGAGGCUGAGAAGGUCUUCAGCAACGACAUCCUGGCCAUGGUCUCGCCCGAGGGAGAGAAGGUGGCGCUGGGCAAGGGCCUGAAGGCCCGUGGGAAUGUGGAGGACUGGCUGGGGAAGGUGGAGGAGGGCAUGUUCUCCUCCCUGAGGCGCCUCAGCAAGGCCUCCAUCGCAGACUACCAGAACAAGCCCCGGGAGGAGUGGGUGGUGGCCGGACACCCCUCACAGGUUGUGCUGACCAUCUCCCAGCUGAUGUGGUGCAGGGACAUGGAUGGCUGCCUGGAGGGGGACCACGACCACUUCCAGGCCCUGCAGCAGUUUGAGCAGACCAACUUUGAUAGGCUGAAUGCCCUGGCUGCUCUGGUGCGUGGUAACCUCCCCAGCCUCCAUCGUAACAUCAUCACCGCCCUCAUCACCAUUGAUGUGCACGCACGAGACAUCGUCACCGACCUCGUCAAGCAGAAGGUGGACUCGAGCAGCAACUUUGAGUGGCAGAGGCAGCUGCGCUACUACUGGGAUCUGGACCUGGACAACUGUGUGGCACGCAUGGCCCUGUCCCAGUACAUCUACGGCUACGAGUACCUGGGAGCCUGCCCCCGCCUCGUCAUCACGCCACUCACGGACCGUUGCUACCUGUGUCUGAUGGGGGCCCUGCAGCUGGACUUGGGGGGAGCCCCCGCGGGGCCCGCAGGCACAGGCAAGACGGAGACCACCAAGGACCUGGCCAAGGCCCUCGCCAUACAGUGCGUGGUCUUCAACUGCUCAGACGGACUGGACUACAAGAUGAUGGGGACGUUCUUCAGCGGCCUGGCCCAGUCUGGAGCCUGGUGCUGCUUUGACGAGUUCAACCGCAUAAACAUCGAGGUGCUGUCCGUCAUCGCCCAGCAGCUCAUCACCAUCAGGAAUGCCAAGGCUGCCAAGUUAUCACGCUUCAUGUUUGAGGGUCGUGAGAUCAAGCUGGUGAUGACGUGCGCGGCCUUCAUCACCAUGAACCCUGGUUACGCCGGCCGCACGGAGCUGCCCGACAACCUCAAGGCCCUCUUCAGACCCAUCGCCAUGAUGGUGCCCAACUACGCACUCAUCGCUGAGGUGAUCCUGUACUCAGAGGGCUUUGAGUCCAGUAAGACGCUGGCCCGUAAGAUGACUCAGAUGUACAAGCUGUGCAGUGAGCAGCUCUCCCAGCAGGACCACUACGACUUUGGCAUGAGGGCCGUCAAAUCCGUGCUGGUCAUGGCCGGCUCUCUGAAGAGGGCCAACCCCCACCUGAGUGAGGACGUGGUGUUGAUCAGGGCUCUGAGAGACUCCAACCUGCCCAAAUUCCUCACUGACGACGCUGAGCUCUUCAGUGGCAUCCUAUCAGACCUGUUCCCCGGCGUCUCCAUCCCCGAGCACGACUACGGCGUGCUCAAGUCCACGGUGGAGUGGUCGCUGUGCCAGCGCGGCCUGCAGCCCGUGCCCGCCAUGAUCGCCAAGGUCAUCCAGCUGUACGAGACCAUGCUGGUGCGCCACGGCGUCAUGCUGGUGGGGCCCACGGGCGGCGGCAAGACCACCGUCUACACCUCGCUGGCCGACGCCCUCGCCAAGCUGCACGCCGACGGCCACGAGGACGCCUUCUACAUGCCUGUCAAGACCUACGUGCUGAACCCCAAGUCCGUCACCAUGGGAGAGCUGUACGGAGAGGUGAACCCUCUGACGCUGGAGUGGCGCGACGGCCUGAUGGCGCUGAGCGUGCGCGCGGGCGUGAAUGACACAAGCGACGAUCACAAGUGGGUGAUCAGCGACGGGCCCGUGGACGCGCUGUGGAUCGAGAACAUGAACACGGUUCUGGACGACAACAAGAUGCUGUGCCUGGCCAACAGCGAGAGGAUCAAGCUCACCAACUCCAUACACAUGGUCUUCGAGGUGCAGGAUCUGGCGGUGGCUUCCCCGGCCACAGUGAGCCGCUGUGGUAUGGUCUACAUAGACUCGGACGACCUCAAAUGGAUGCCCUAUGUUCAGACCUGGCUGGCUGGCCUGGAAAACAAGCUGAGCCACAACAUCCGCUCGUACCUGCAGGACCUGUUUGAGCUGCACGUGGAGAAGGGCCUGCAGUUCGUGGCCAAGAAGUGUGUGCAGGCCAUGGCCCAGGUGGACAUCAGCAAGGUCACUACCCUCUGCUGCCUGCUGGAAACGCUGCUGCUUGGGCCCAAAGCCCACAACCUCAACUCGGACCCUAAGAAGCUGAACAGCAUGCUGUGCCAGACUUUUGUGUUCUGCUACCUGUGGGCGGUGGGGGGCAACCUGACCGACAGCCAAUGGGACGCCUUCGACACCUUCGUCAGGCAGCAGUUUGAAGACAACAACGACGCCAAGCUGCCCAGCGCCAGCGACCUGUGGGGCGUCUACAUGGACUUUGACAACAAGCGGCUGGAGCCGUGGGAGCGCAUCAUCCCCAGCUUCCGCUACAACCCCGAGACGCCCUUCUUCGAGAUGCUGGUCCCCACCACCGACACCGUGCGCUACGGUUACCUCAUGGAGAAACUGCUGUCCAUCAAUCACUCUGUGCUCUUCACUGGCAUGACAGGAGUCGGGAAGUCGGUGGUGGCUCGUGGUCUGCUGACCAGUGUGCAGGAGGAGGCUGGCUAUGUGCCGGUCUACAUCAACUUCUCAGCCCAGACCUCCUCGGCCCGCACGCAGGAGAUCAUCGAGUCCAAGCUGGAGAAGAAGAGGAAGAACAUACUUGGUGCCCCUAUCAAUAAGAAGAUCGUGAUCUUUGUGGACGACCUGAACAUGCCAAAGCUGGACAGCUACGGCUCGCAGCCCCCCAUCGAGCUCCUCCGGCAGUUCCAGGACUUCAGGGGCUUCUACGACCGGGAGAAGUUCUUCUGGAAAGAGAUACAGGACAUGACCAUUGCUGCAGCGUGUGCCCCCCCUGGUGGUGGUAGGAACCCGGUGACGCCGCGCUUCAUACGCCACUUCAGCAUGCUGUGCCUGCCCACACCCUCAGAGAACAGCCUCAAGCAGAUCUUCAAGGCGAUCCUGGGUGGUUUCCUGAACGAGUUCCCGGUCACGGUGAAGCAGUGUGCAGGCAGCAUCGUGGACGCGGCCGUGGAGAUCUACCACCGCAUGAGUGUGGACCUGCUGCCCACGCCGGCCAAGUCACACUACGUCUUCAACCUCAGGGAUCUGUCCAAGUGUGUACAAGGCAUGCUGCAGUGUGAGCCCGGCUCGGUACGGGACCAGAACCAGGUCUUCCGCCUGUUCUGCCACGAGUGCCAGCGCGUCUUCCACGACAGACUCAUCAACAACGAGGACAAGACCUACUUCAACACCAUGGUCGCCGAGAUGGCCAGUAAAUAUUUUGGCUUCCAGCUCGAGCCGGAGUACUUCAUCACAAAACCCAUCAUCUUCGGAGAUUUCAUCAAGGUCGGGGCGGACAAGGCAGAUCGCAUCUAUGAGGACCUGACAGACAUGGAGAAGAUACGCAGCGUUUUGCAAGACUAUCUGGACGAUUACAACAUGGCCUUCUCCAAGGAGACCAAGCUGGUUUUCUUCCAAGAUGCUGUCGAACAUGUGUCUCGGAUUGCUCGUAUGAUCCGUCAGGAGCGGGGUAAUGCCCUAUUGGUCGGUGUGGGCGGGACAGGCAAACAGUCUCUGACCCGAUUAGCGGCCCACAUGUGCGGCUACCGCUGCUUCCAGAUCGAGCUGAGCCGUGGCUACAACUACGACAGCUUCCACGAAGACCUGCGCAAGCUCUACAAGAUGGCCGGUGUGGAGGGCCAGAACAUGGUCUUCCUCUUCACAGACACACAGAUCGUGGUGGAGGAGUUUCUGGAGGACGUGAACAACAUGCUGAACUCGGGCGAGGUGCCCAACCUGUUUGAGAAGGACGAGCUGGAGCAGGUGCUGGCCGCCACCAGGCCCAGGGCCAAGGAGGCCGGCAUCUCCGAGGGCAACCGAGAUGAGGUGUUCCAGUUCUUCAUCCAGCGUGUGCGUGAGAAGCUGCACAUCGUGCUGUGCAUGAGUCCCGUGGGAGACGCCUUCAGGUCCAGAUGCCGCAUGUUCCCCUCGCUCGUCAACUGCUGCACCAUCGACUGGUUUGUGCAGUGGCCGCGUGAGGCGCUGCUCUCCGUCUCGCGCACCUUCUUCCAGGCGGUGGACCUGGGCAGUGAGGAGAUGAAGGCCAGCCUGACGGAGAUGUGCGUGGAGAUCCACGUCAGCGUCAGCGAGAUGGCCGAGCGCUUCUACGCCGAGCUGCGCCGCCGCUACUACACCACCCCCACCUCCUACCUGGAGCUCAUUAAUCUCUACCUGGCCAUGCUGGGCAAGAAGAGGAACGAGCUGGUCAUGGCCCGUGACCGAGUGAAGAACGGCUUGGCGAAGCUGCUGGAGACCAACGAGCUGGUGGACAAGAUGAAGAUCGACCUGUCGGCCCUGGAGCCCGUACUGAAGCAGAAGUCCAUCGACGUCAACGCCCUCAUGGAGAAACUGGCCGUCGACCAAGAGAAAGCAGACCAGGUGCGGCGCGUGGUGAAGGAGGACGAGGCCCUGGCCAAGGUGAAGGCGGAGGACACGCAGGCCAUCGCCAAUGAUGCCCAGCGGGACCUGGACGAGGCGCUUCCCGCGCUGGACAGCGCCAACAAGGCCCUGGACGCCCUGGACAAGGCAGACAUCUCUGAGAUACGCGUCUUCACCAAGCCGCCCGACCUCGUCAUGACCGUCAUGGAGGCCGUCUGCAUCCUCCUCGGAGCCAAGACGGACUGGUCCAGCGCCAAGCAGGUCCUGGGCGACUCCAACUUCCUGCGCAAGCUGAUGGAGUACGACAAGGAAAACAUCAAGUCGGCCAUCCUGGGCAAGCUGCAGAAGUACAUCCAGAACCCCGACUUCAUCCCUGAGAAGGUGGAGAAGGUGUCCAAGGCCUGCCGCUCCAUGUGCAUGUGGGUGCGCGCCAUGGACCUCUACUCCCGCGUGCUCAAGGAGGUCGAGCCCAAGAGGAAGAAACUGGCUGGAGCACAGGCGGAGCUGGAUGCGACAAUGGCCACCCUGCAGGAGAAGCAGGCCAAGCUGCAGGAGGUGGAGGACCAGAUCAAGGUGCUGCAGGACCAGUUCGACAGCAGCGUGGCCGAGAAGGAGGGACUGGCUAAGACCAUGGCGCUGACAGAGGCUCGUCUGGGCCGCUCGGGGAAGCUGACGGCGGCGCUGGGUGACGAGCAGGUGAGGUGGCAGGAGAGCAUCGCCUACUUCGAGCAGGAGAUCAACAACGUCACCGGCAACGUCUUUAUAGCCGCCGCCUGCGUGGCCUACUACGGGGCCUUCACAUCGCACUACAGACAACAGCUGAUAGAGCAGUGGAUAGCACGCUGCCAGGAGCUGGGCAUCCCGAUCAGCGAUAACUUCAGCCUCAUCAACAUCCUGGGAGACCCUUACGAAAUCCGCCAGUGGAACGCAGAGGGCUUGCCACGGGACACCGUCUCCACGGAGAACGGUAUCCUGGUGACGCGAGGGCGCCGCUGGCCACUCAUGAUCGACCCUCAGGACCAGGCCAAUCGGUGGAUCCGCUCCAAGGAGACUGUGAAUGGGCUAAAGGUCAUCAAGCUGACGGACUCUGGCUUCCUGCGGACGCUGGAGAACGCUAUCCGCAUGGGCAUGCCCGUACUGCUGGAGGAGCUGAAAGAGACCCUGGACCCAGCGCUGGAGCCGAUCCUGCUGAAGCAGACGUUUGUAACGGGAGGCAGGACGCUCAUCCGCCUGGGAGACUCGGACAUAGACUACGACAAGAACUUCCGAUUCUACAUGACCACCAAGAUGGCCAAUCCACACUACCUGCCAGAGGUCUGCAUCAAAGUGACCAUCAUCAACUUCACUGUGACUAAGACUGGCCUGGAGGAUCAGCUUCUGAGUGACGUGGUGCGUCUGGAGCGUCCGGAUCUGGAGGAGCAGCGCAGCCAGCUGAUCGUGCGCAUCAACGCGGACCGCAACCAGCUGAAGGCCAUCGAGGACCGCAUCCUCAAGCUGCUCUUCCACUCCAAGGGGAACAUCCUGGACAACGAGGAGCUUGUGCAGACCCUGCAGGAGUCAAAGGUGACAUCGGAGGCCAUCAAGAUGCGUCUGCAGGAGGCUGAGGCCACGGAGGAGAUGAUCAACACGGCACGAGAGAAAUACCGCCCCGUCGCCACGCGAGGCUCCGUCAUGUACUUUGUCAUCGCCAGCCUCUCCGAGAUAGACCCCAUGUACCAGUUCUCACUCAAGUACUUCAAGCAGCUCUUCAACGCCACAAUCAAGGAUUCUGAGAAGAACAGCGACCUGUCUGCGCGUCUGGAGAUCCUGCUGAGCAGCACGCUGCUGGCGGCCUACACCAACGUGUCACGGGGCCUGUUCGAGCAGCACAAGACCAUCUACAGCUUCAUGCUGUGCGUGGAGAUCAUGAUGCAGCGAGGCGAGCUCACCAACGACGAGUGGCAGUACUUCCUGCGCGGGGCAUCCGGCAUGGACAAGAAGCGAGAGCUGGCCCCAGACGUGCCGUGGUUGAGUGACCAGCUGUGGGAGGCAUGCUGUGAUCUGGAGGACCGCAUAGAGGCCUUCACCGGCCUCAAGACAGACCUCAUCUGCUACCCAAUGGUCAUCACCAUGGGUCGUGUGACGGUGCACAUAAACCCUGAAGAGUGGGAGGGCUACCUGCCCGACCCCCCUGUGGAUAAGAACCAGCCGCUCAAGGUGGAUUGGAGCACGUGCCUCACCACCUUCCAGAAACUCUUACUCAUCAAGAGCUUCACCGAGGAGAAGGUGGUGUUGGCGGUGACUGAGUUUGUGAUCGUGAAUCUGGGCAAGACAUUUGUGGAGAACCCCCCGGUGGACUUGGCCACCCUGUAUGCCAACAUGUCCCCCUCCACGCCCCUGGUCUUCAUCCUCAGCACCGGCUCCGACCCCAUGGGCGCCUUCCAGAGGUUCGCCAAGGAGCGCGGAUACCUGGACAGGGUGGAGUCUAUCUCCCUGGGCCAGGGUCAAGGCCCCAUAGCUGAGAAGAUGAUCCUGGAGGCCAUGAAGAACGGCAACUGGAUCUUCCUGCAGAACUGUCACCUGGCCGUCUCCUGGAUGCUCGCCAUGGAGGAACUCAUCAAGACCUUCUCAGAGAUCGGCACGGUCAUCCAUGACAACUUCAGGCUCUUCCUGAGCUCCAUGCCCACCAAAGUCUUCCCUGUCACUGUCCUGCAGAACUCUGUUAAGGUGACCAACGAGCCUCCCAAGGGGCUGCGUGCCAACAUCCGCCGGGCCUUCACGGAGGUGACGCCCAGCUUCUUCGAGGAGCACAUCCUGGGCCGCAAGUGGAGGAAGAUCAUCUUCGGGGUCUGCUUCUUCCACGCCAUCAUACAGGAGAGGAAGAAGUUUGGUCCUCUGGGCUGGAACAUCAGGUACGAGUUUAACGACAGCGACCGCGAGUGUGCCCUGCUCAACCUCAACCUCUACUGCCAGUCUGGUCACAUCCCAUGGGACGCCCUCGUCUAUAUCACAGGUGAGAUCACGUAUGGUGGCCGGGUGACAGAUGAGUGGGACCAGCGGUGUCUCCGCACCAUCCUCAAAGGCUUCUUCUCCCCACCCACACUGGCCAUGGGGUACAAGUACUCCGAAUCAGGGAUCUACUAUGCGCUGAACUCGGACAGCCUGGCGGAAUACAAGCAGUACAUAGAGAACCUGCCGCUGAUCGACGACCCAGAGAUCUUCGGCAUGCACGAGAACGCCAACCUGGCCUUCCAGAGGCAGGAGACCAUGACUCUGAUCAACACUAUUCUGGAGGUGCAGCCGCGCUCCUCCGCCGGAGGGGGGGGCAAGAGCACCGACGAGAUCGUAAACGAGCUGGCCGAGUCCAUCCUGGCCAAGAUACCCGUGCGUUUGGAUAUGGAUGAUGCUGCUGAGAGUCUGUUUGAGCGUGAUGAGAACGGCCGCCUCAACUCCCUCACCACAGUGCUGGGCCAGGAGGUGGACCGCUUCAACAACCUGCUACGCGUACUCCGGACGUCGUUGGGCACCCUGAAGAAGGCCAUAGCGGGUCUGGUGGUGAUGUCAGAGGAGAUGGAACGCAUCUACAACAGCUUCCUGAGCAACCAGGUGCCCGGCCACUGGGCCAACGCCGCAUACCCCUCCCUCAAGCCCCUCGCCAGCUGGGUCAAGGACCUCACCCUGCGCACACAAUUUGUAGAGAACUGGAUCACGUCUGGCCAGCCCAGAUCCUUCUGGAUCUCUGGACUCUUCUUCCCACAGGGAUUUCUCACAGGAGCCCUUCAGAACCAUGCACGUAAGUACAACCUGCCCAUCGAUGAGCUGAACUUCUGCUUCAACAUGGUGCCUGUGUACCGGGACCAGGCGGUGGCAGCUGAGAAGCUGAAGGAGGAGGAGGAUGAUGUGGACAUCGACGAAGAGUUACCGGUCAUCGAGGACGGCGUGCUGGUGCACGGCAUGUACAUGGAUGCGAGUCGCUGGGACGAUGAGGACAUGGUGAUCGAGGACGCGCUGCACCGCCAGAUGAACCCCAUGCUGCCCGUGGUGCAUUUCGAGCCGCAGCAGAACUAUGUGCCCGACCCCCUGCUCUACCACGCGCCCCUCUACAAGACCUCCGUACGCGCAGGCACACUGUCCACCACAGGCCACUCCACCAACUUCGUGAUCACAGUGCUGCUCCCCUCCAAGAGGCCAAGUGACUACUGGAUCGCUAAGGGCUCCGCGUUGCUAUGCCAACUCAACGAGUGAUGCAGAGUCGGUCCUGCCUCGUCUCGGCUGUCUUUGCACUUUCCUCUCCGCCCCUCUCCCCUACUGCUCCCUUGGAGACCUUAUUUUAUGUUUUUGUACUCCCCUCUUACUGUAAAUGCCCUCUACAACUCUAUUGAUUAAAAUGGCACAGAUAAUCAUGA